UUUUAAGUACAGAUAGACUGUUGUCAAGUUCUCAAACAGCAAACACGAAUAGCCAAGUAAAGCCAGUCAUUACUAACUAAACGCCAAAUAGGUACCUACUGUACUUCAGUUUAUCCGAUAACUCUGUAAUCUAUGCUUCAAUUUGUGACAUUAGUCAUCGCCAAAGAAUUACAUUUUAUUAAUAAUAUCGUAGAUCGUACCUAUUUAAUUUAUAUAUCUGUUAUCAUUCGACAUUGGCUAAAUAUCAAGAACUUUUAGUUUAGAUAUUUCGUCUUUGGCAGUAUGUAUGAAGAGGAUAACUCAUACGAAACUUUGUUAUCCAAGUUUCUUCAAUGAUGUUUUUUGUAGUGUUUUGAUAUUGUUUAUUUGAAAAUGGAUAAUAGUAGUGAGAAUUGUAUAAAAAAAGACGAUGGAAACUCGAAUUCGCCUAAAAAGGAAUUUCCUGCUGGCCUGCAGAAAAUAUGUCUUGUGUGUGGUGACAAAGCCCUUGGUUACAACUUCAAUGCCAUAUCCUGUGAGAGUUGUAAAGCAUUUUUCAGACGUAACGCAUUGACCAGUAAAGAGUUUAAGUGCCCUUUUACAAAUAAUUGUGAAAUUACGGUCGUCACGCGGAGAUUUUGUCAGAAAUGUCGGUUAGCAAAGUGUUUAUCAAUAGGUAUGGUAAAGGAGUUCAUUAUGUCAGAAGAAGACAAAGCAGAGAAAAGAAAGAAGAUAGAAGAGAAUCGUGCGAAAAAGCGACAGCAUCCUUCCCCAGAGGAUGCUGUGUCAAGUUCCAAAAUGUGUAAACGUGAUGAAGACAUAAGGAGUAAUAGUUAUUCACAACACACUCCCGAAUCUGUAGUGCAAUACGAUGUAUUGAAUAGUACCACAUGCAGUCCAAGUAGUACUACUGUACAGUCACCGUUAAGCAAUGAUUUGGACUCAUCUUUACAUUCUCCUCCAAUCUAUUAUACCCCAGUACCAAGUGUACAAAGUAAUGAGCAAUAUACAAUGAAGAUUUACCCCAUUGAUGAGAAAUCUGUGAUAAACAGAACAAUAUAUAAUCAUAGGGUACAGCCAGAGUCUUACAAUAUGUAUGACACUAUGGAAAGUAGUAAUUUAUAUGAAGACCCACCUAAGCAAAAUAGCAUAAGGUCUUUAUUAACAAACGGAGACACCAUGACAUACUCCAGUCCUAAGAUGCAGCAUGUGUGUGAGGAACUACCCUCCACAAGCACUGAUCCUGAUGUGAAUAAAGCCAGGGACAUCUUGCAGGAUGUUGAAAGAAUAGAACCUAAUUCUAUGGAGUCGAUAUUGUGUGAGGCGAUAAAGCUGGAAUUCGAAGCUAACACGUCUGUCAAUGCAUGCAGCGGGUCUUCCAGGGAGUUGAAUGAGGUGGAGCAGGCCAAAUUGAAUGAGCUGAUAGUAGCGAACAAGGCUCACCACACACCGCUCGACGACGACAUAUCACAGCUGAUCGGGGACACCGCCAAACUUAGGGACGGCGACGGCAAACACGACCCACGUCUAAUAACGAUAGUGAACCUUACCGCCGUAGCAAUAAGGCGGUUUAUUAAAAUGGCCAAAAAGAUCAACGCUUUCAAGAACAUGUGCGAAGAAGAUCAGGUAGCUCUCCUUAAAGGUGGGUGUAUAGAGAUGAUGGUUCUACGGGGUACUAUGUCCUACGACGGUCAACGGAAUCAGUGGAAGCUGCCUCACUGCCAAGAGCAAUUCGGUUGCAUACGCUCUGACGUACUUAAGUUGGCCAAAGGCAACAUUUACAAGACGCACGAGUCGUUUAUAGCGACGUUCGACCAGCGCUGGCGGACCGACGAGAACAUAAUCCUGGUCAUGUCGGCGAUAUUGCUAUUCACACCCACCCGGCCUAGGGCGCUGCAUCGGGACGUCAUCAAACUGGAACAGAAUUCCUACUACUACUUAUUACGCAGGUAUCUAGAAAGCAUUUACCCCGGCUGUGAGGCCAAGUCCACUUUUCUAAAACUCAUCCAGAAGAUUCUGGAGUUGAAAAAACUGGCUGAAGAGGUAACUGGAGUAUACCUCGACGUAAACCCUAUAGAGCCCCUACUAAUGGAGAUAUUCGACUUGAAAAACCAUGCAGCAUGAGAGUAAGUAAAUAGACAUAAAACAAAAACUAGGCAUAUCUUUUCCUUAUUCAAAUUGUCACGUUAAGUGUAUAUAAAGUCUGUUUCAAUCAAAUUUACAAUACACAAGGUUUGUAUGAAACACCUUUGUAUGAAAAUUCACCAGUAAUUUCGUUAGUCGAGGUUAGUACUUUUGUAUUGAAAUCUCAAUAUUACCCCUGCAAAUUACUUUCGUACGAAGCCAGAACGGCUCACUAUUUCGUUUUUUAAGCAAUUAUAUUCCACACAUAUGUUAUAACGUGUCCAUAGUAUAUAUGUAGUUGAUCACUAUGCAUGGUGGGAAUGAGGAAAGCUUUUAGUUUGCGUAAUUUUGAAUGUUACAAGAUUAAAAUAUUUACCUUUGGUACCGAUUUGAUUGAAACUGACUUUAAGUGUAUAAUGGUGACAACUCCGGCGUGAUUCUCUAAACUUAAAGCUAAAUUUAACAUAAGUCUCUGUUCUUUAUUCUGUAUAGAGAAUGACAAGGAUACAUUGUUGUUCAAUUAAAUUUUAGGGUCAGUGAAU
Molecule: messenger RNA, 2645 nt
Organism: Chilo suppressalis (striped riceborer)
Lineage: Eukaryota; Metazoa; Arthropoda; Insecta; Lepidoptera; Crambidae
Source: the annotation of a GenBank genome assembly